Parnassius apollo (apollo) is the source of this 492-nucleotide messenger RNA. NCBI's taxonomy places the organism in Eukaryota, Metazoa, Arthropoda, Insecta, Lepidoptera, Papilionidae. The record is from the annotation of a GenBank genome assembly.
AUGUCACUUAUGGAAGGAUAUCUUCAAAAUGGUCAUACAUUAUAUACCGAUAAGUGGUAUACCAGUAUUGAUCUUGGACGCAAAUUGUUGGACAAAGAAACGCAUCUUGUGGGCACUUUACGUAAAACUAGAAAAUAUUUGCCUAAAGAUGUUAUAAACGGAAAGAUAAAAAAAGGAGAGUUUAGAGCUAAAGAAAAUGAAGAUGCACAAUGUGAUGCGGGUCUGUUUCGUAACCACUGGAUGCUUGGGGACAGCGCUUACCCAAACAGGCCAUAUUUGUUAACACCUAUUAUAAAUCCUGCUACUGAAGCUGAACAGCGCUAUAAUGAAGCACACAUAAAAACUAGAAAUGUUAUUGAAAGGAACCACAAUUUAGAGGAAGUUCCUACAGAAGUGGAGCUGCCAACAGCGGAAAUUAAUGAUGAAGUGUACUAUACGGGAGUUCAAGAUGUUAGUGAAAGAGCAGCCCUUAUAAAUAAUUAUUUUAGAUAA